AUGACGAAGUUUGACCCUGAAGGUCUUGAGAGCCGUGGAAAAGUUGGACAAAAGAAGCGGCACAGAGGGCCGACUGGCACAUUUACAUCACUGGUAAGAUAAGCUUAUCUAAUAGUGCUGUUGAUACAAUUUCCGUGCGAUCCCGUAAGUUCAUUUAAUUGCAGUCGAACCUCGAUUAUCUGGACUUGUUUUUUUCAUGAAUAUUAAUAAGAUGUGAUCUUGAAAAUUGAAACCAUUAAAAGUUCAUUAAUCUUUUUAAAUGUUUUCAAACAUAUAUAUUCAAAACUUUGAAGUCUGUUAAAACCCAACACCUGUUGCCAAACAUUUAUAUUGUCGAGUGUUUGUGGAGCAAAGUUUUGCCCUUUUGAUUCGUGUUCACAUAUUGUACUUUAUAUUGCAUAAGUGCUAGGCUUUAUCCGGCUUCUUCAUUUAGAUCUAACAUGUUUGAUACCAUUUGGACAGCAUGUUCAACAUCACGACCAGUUUGGCCACCAAAAAUGUUUUAGGAGUGUGUAGUCAUGAGACAUUUCUCGUUUGGACAGGCCUUUGAUCAUGAAAAAGCAGGUCCUCAAUGGAAAUUGACAAGUUUUUUGGUUGUAUUUGGUUUCUUACAGGGCCCAAACCACACGUACUCUGGAGAUGGCCAUGAUAAACUUAUGGAUUUCAUGAACAACGCAUUUCCCCUUGCGUUUAUGGUUUACAAGAUGUUUUUGGUAGCUACAUUCUUUAUUUGAAACUGUGGCCCUCAAACUCAGAUCCUAAACUGAUAGCAUGGUGGUAUUUGGAGUAUCUUUAUGAGUCAAGGGGUAACUGCAGUUGAUAGUUUUUAUCAUAGAAGGGGCUAAACAGAGUCUGAGAUCAAUAUUGGUGAAGAGGAAUGUGUACAAGUCCCAGCUCCUAGACCCACCAAAUUGUCCAUAAGCAAUACACCCUGCUCCCCCUGCAGUAUCUUGUAAAAGAGUUUCUUACCUCCAAACACUAAUUUGUCUUAUUCCCCCCCCCCCACCCUCCAAUGGCUGUUUAAUGGCUCACAAUGAAAGGUAUUGUCGAAAAUGAGUCACAUGUCUCUGAACAAUUGACGCCUCACACCCAAGCAAACAAAAACAAUAACAAAGGCACAUGCAGCAUAAUGGACAAUACUGGGUCUUCAGAUAACUGGAGAGUUUUCAUCUUGUUCAGGGGGCAGUGUACUUGAGCAAUAAUUAGGUAUAGGGGUGCUGCUGAGGGUCCGACCCCCAGACCCCAUUUAGGAUAAAAAAAAGUAAACCUACCCCACAUAGGACAACACCUGCUAUUUUAGGAAAGGGAGUACCCCCAGUGUCUUGAUAACGUUUGUCAUAUAACAUCCUAAAACAUAAAUUAACAUUGACGCAUGAAAUCUGAAACUUUCAGCAGAAUUUGUCAAUUUUACACGACCUCAUUCUGGGCCCUUCGAUAUUAUUAAUAUUAACAGCUUGAUGACUGAUGUCCUUUAUUGUGGACUCAGGAUACAAAGUAUAAAUAGGUUAUGACCAUUGAUCUUUUGUUACCCUCAACAGUAAUCAGCCAAUAUCUGAGGCUGGAUAAAGGAUCAGACACUGGCAUAAUGGCAACCAUUCAUGCUUAUCUAAGUCCCACGAAGAUAUUGAUGCAUCCAACACGAUUCACUAUGGGCCUUCUACUAAUAAUAAAGUAUGGGUAAUAAUCACGUGCACCUCAAUGGUUUGCAUGUGAGUUUAGUACAUGAGCAAGUAAUUGCUGUGAAGCCACCACGCUUUGCAGCACACUAAUUCAGGUCGCAUACGUGACCUGGGUUGCCUGUUAAUGUACUUUUGAGUUGCCUAAAAUAAGUUCUUAUACAGUACUUUACAGCUGUAAUUGUGUGCAAUCAUUAUUGUUAGUGUCAGUUUUCUUUAAUUGUCCUGCCCAGAAAAUCAAGUCUUUCAUGCAAGGUAUUUAACUAGUUAAGAAUUUGAUUUAAUUUAUUCAGUUAUAUUUCAUUUUAUUUGCCACACAAAAAUAGAAAUUACAAAUACCAGUAAUAUACAUGUAGGAAAAGUAGAAGAAGUGGCGCCUAAUUAUUCAUAAUAUUCAAACAGAUUGAGAGUUGGUGGCGAGAACUCCAUCAUAGAAUGGAGAAAUUCUUCAAGAGGCAGUUGAGAAUGCUGUUAGAGAAAGGGUUCUAUGACCGAGAUGAUGAAAUGGACACCUUUUGGCAUUUGUCUUCAUUCCUGUUAUACAAAAGGAAAUGGACAUAUUCAGGGAAAUGAUAUGGAACUCUCACAGAGUGAGAGCUCAGAAAGAGGCCCAGAUGCCUAAGGGUAUACCAAAUCAUUUGUACUCUUUUCCAAAAACUUAUGGUGCCCAAGAAUGUGGUAUGUUAACAUCAUAAACCAAAACGUUUUAACCAAUACUCCAUCAACGCCAAUUUUGUAAUGUGAAGUGAAGGUUAUGCAAAAGUUUAACAGACCUUAUGGCGGGUGCUUAUUAUUAUUAUCUAUUUUUCUUUCAUUUUCCUGGUCAAUCAUUUAGAUCUGGAAAUGAAAUAUCACGUCAAAACAAGUUUUUAUGAGCACCAAAACACAGCUGAAAUCAACUCUUGUAGGGGAAAAGUAACUGUGAAAAUUGUGAUGAACUUCCACAAAGUGUCUUCCAUAAGGUCUGGACUUUCCUAUCACCCUCACUUGUAUCUACCCUUUAUGUUUUCAAAAUUAAACAAACUGGUUUCAGAAGAAAAGUUUUAGUAUACCUAUUACUUUCAGUGGAGAAAUACAAUUUACCAACAUUAAAGCUGUAGUAGGCCCUAAACUAAAAUGUACUGUACAGCAAGUUCCCCAGUUCUCCUUUUUUUGUCCACAGCAAAUGAUCCUCCUAUUUUUCUAAAAGGAUACUUGAGGGUCCCAGAAUGAGAGACCAGUGCAAUUAUUUUUUUUGAUGAAAAAUCAUCCAGUUUUGCUGAAAAUUUGCAGAUGUCAUAUCUUGAUGUGUUACAAACUGUACUUUACGAAAGACAAUUUCCUUUUUUUUUUUUUAAUCUUCUCUGACAUUCUUUGCAAUUUUGUUUUCUUAAGGACUGCCACUUACCCAAGAGGCAUUAAAUGAGGUUGCAAAAGUGUCAUGUGUUAUGACUGUUGGAGAGGAUUUCCUUCCUGCAGCGGUGAGAACUGAAUGCGAGCGGAUCAUUCCAGAUGUAGAUGGCAUCAGACCCACUGAUACCGCAGACACAUUUUUAUUUUUGAAGGCUAAUUAUAACCAGGAGCAAUCAACUUAG
Molecule: messenger RNA, 3250 nt
Organism: Porites lobata
Lineage: Eukaryota; Metazoa; Cnidaria; Anthozoa; Scleractinia; Poritidae
Source: the annotation of a GenBank genome assembly